Molecule: messenger RNA, 3197 nt
Organism: Pomacea canaliculata
Lineage: Eukaryota; Metazoa; Mollusca; Gastropoda; Architaenioglossa; Ampullariidae
Product: alpha-N-acetylgalactosaminidase-like
Exons: 8
Coding region: 1501-2751 (416 amino acids)
Biological process (GO): glycoside catabolic process; glycosylceramide catabolic process; oligosaccharide metabolic process
Cellular component (GO): cytoplasm
Molecular function (GO): alpha-galactosidase activity
Source: RefSeq, a predicted model, not a curated record
CAGCAGAAUAUAGAGGACAUGCCACAAACUUCCUUCUGCUGAUAUGAGUAUACUUUCCAGCAGAAUGAAUGGAAUUAAGUAUAUGUAUUACAAUUUGCAAUUGUAUAUACAGACAGUUCUUGCUUUACAGAAAUUUGCAAUAUCUAAAUUCAACUUUAAAAGAAUUCUAUAAGAAAUCCACAAAAUUCAUUCAAUACAGACAAAUGAAGAUGUGUUUGGAUCUAAGGGUAUGAAAUGUAUAGGAAGAGUUUAAAAAAUUAUUAAAAUUCCUUAUGUGAAGCAGAUGCUUUCAUUUCAUAUAUGUUUAUAAUCAUAACACAGUAUUUACAUAUCUCUGAAGUUUAAUGCAUUAUAAGACUUGAAUAAUGGUAUUACUUUGCUUUGUGGGGAGACAGGGGCAAAUUCACAUCAAGUAAAAAUUGCUUUUUACUGUCUGUAUUGUACACAUAUUGAAGUACAGAUCGAUACCAUGCACAUAAGACAUGCACAACAUAUAUAUAUCUACUGUAUAUAUACAUAUCCUUAUGAUGUUUUUUCCCCCCACAUUUGAAUUUAACAGAAUAAACCCAGAAAAAAGACGUACAGCUGCCUUUUAUAAAAUCUGGACUUUAUAUGCUGAAGAUCACUGAGAGAACAUGAGAGAGAAUGGAUUGCACUUGGCUGAGAAGGCAGCUCAUUAUUCAAAUUGGAUAUAAUCUAUAGUAGCCAUGGUAUACCUUUUGUAGCCAAAAUCAAUUUCUGGCAAGGUUAACUAUUGAACUACCAGAGUUUCAUUUACCAUAAGCUUAUUCCAUUAAGUAAUUAAUGCACAACAUCAAUAAAUAAACUUAAUGAACUGCUGUCUCCCCUUCUUUCAAGUACACUAUAGAAGCAAUACCAGAAAAAAGAAAAGGGUACAUCUAGUGCAGCUUUUCCUUGCUGUUAGAUAUUUAAUGAUGAAAGUGUUUUCUGGUGCAUCAAGAAGGAUAUAUCUUUCCACCAGCGUUUGAACUUGUUAAUCUGUGGUGCCUCGAUCCGUGCACCAUAGGAAAAAAAAAAAAGAGCGGGCUUCUUUCAGCUCUGCCUUUUUGAGCAGACCAACGUCUGUCCAUGUCUAGAACUCAGGGUUAGGGUUAGUAUAGUUGUGGUUUGGUACCUGAAAAGGCGUCUUUGCAUAGCUGUUCCGCUUAUUAUAGUAGUUAUAGAUGAUCAUCCGUCCCCGUUUUCGGGGACAGUCCCCCUUUUUUUUCGGAUGUAGUAUGUAGGCGAGCUACGUACGCUAGUUUCCCCUCCCCCUCCCGUCUCAUGUUUCCAUGAUUGGGUCAAAAAUUGUGUCAUAUGAGCUCGUUUCAUGUAAGACUUUACUGGAAAAUGAAUUAUCCAUAAAGGCUCUUUAAACAGUCAGAAAACCCAGCUGAAUUUUAGGGCUUUUCCAUCACACUGCUUCAUUUAUUGUUACUGAUAUAUAUCAUCCCAUCUCGAAGGCUGAAUCCAAAUCAGUGGGUCAUCUGUCGGUACUCCAUGAUUCUCGGUGCUGAUAUGUCAACAAAUUUCUGCAGCAGUGUGGAGCUGCUUGUUCUUUCAUCCAUUGUUUGUGUGACAUUGGCAUUAGAAAAUGGACUUGCAAGAACACCACCCAUGGGCUGGUUGUCUUGGGAGCGGUUUCGGUGUAAUACCGAUUGCAAGAACUUUCCUGAUACCUGCAUCAGUGAGAAACUGUAUAGAGACAUGGCAGACAGGAUAGUAGCGGAUGGCUACAGAGAGUUGGGUUAUAAAUAUGUUUGCAUUGAUGACUGCUGGUUGGCAAAUGAGAGAGAUAAUAAGACUGGGAAACUUCAGGCUGAUCCUGAACGAUUUCCUAAUGGGAUAAAGGCUCUUUCAGACUAUGUGCAUAGCAAAGGUCUCAAGCUGGGUAUCUAUGAGGAUUUUGGAACAUACACAUGUGCUGGCUAUCCAGGAAGUGAGUUUUACAUGGAGUUGGAUGCAAAUACUUUUGCAGAAUGGGAAGUGGAUCUGGUUAAAUUUGAUGGGUGCAAUUCUGACAGCAAAGAUAUGGACUAUGGUUAUCCAGCCAUGGAGCUUUUCUUAAACAAGACCCAACGUCCGAUAUUGCUUUCCUGUGAGUGGCCACUGUAUCAAGGAGGACAUGCAGACUAUGCUGCAGUAAGAAAGACAUGCAACAUGUGGCGCACCAGCAGGGAUAUGGAAGAUUCUUGGAACAUUGUGUAUGAAGUCAUAGAUUUUUUUGGGACAAACCCCUACAACUUCAGUGACUUCACAGGACCCGGGGGUUGGGCUGAUCCAGAUGUGUUGAUAAUUGGAGACUUUGGACUAAGCCACAGUCAACAAAAGGCCCAAAUGGCUAUGUGGGCCAUGUUUUCAGCACCACUCUUUAUGUCUGUGGAUUUGCGCAACUUUGAACCCUGGGCAAAGUCAUUGCUGCAGAAUAAGAAUGUGAUUGCUAUAAACCAGGAUCCUCGAGGCAUUCCAGCUAAAAGAAUACUUGAGAUUCAAAACUCAAUCAGUGUCUGGAUCAAGCCAUUGGCUAUGGAGGGAAGUUGUGCAAUAGCAUUUCUGAACAAUGACAUAAAAGGCCAGCCCACCAGGGUAGAAACCACUCUGUCUCAGUUUCAACUUAACUGUACUACAGGUUACAAUGUAACAGAGGUUUUUAAUAAUGAACUCUUGGGUUUAUAUAGACCACAUGAUAUUCUGACUGUUGAUGUCUACCCUACUAGCGUUGCAUUUCUUAAGAUCAUUCCACUUGUGUAAAUCUUUUUUACUGUCCUUUUUUUGUGCACAGUAAGUGCAAUAACACGUGAACAGGUACUAUAGUACAUCAGUACAGAGGAAUGUGUCUUAUCAACCAUUUGUAAAAUUAUAUAUAUGUCAUUAUUUUCAAACGUAAAUACCAAAUGUAAUAUGGUUAUGUAUUCAUAUAGUGUUGCCAUGUUUUUAAGUGGUUUCCUUCUAAAAAUGCAGUUUAAUUGUAUUUUUACUGCGAUCAACAAAUGUUGGCAAAGAUGCUUUACAGAUAACGGUAUUAAGUAUCUGGUCAAUUUUAUAAUGUUCAGAAUUUGAAUUUACUAUAUAUAGCUUUUGACUAUUCACAACAGCAGCCAGACAUUAUGACUUCCCAGUUUCCAUUUAACUUUCUAAAGAUUUUUUUCAUACUUGUGCAAGUGAAUGAGUUAUAAAAGUAAAGUAAAAUGCUGUCA